Molecule: messenger RNA, 1517 nt
Organism: Moneuplotes crassus
Lineage: Eukaryota; Ciliophora; Spirotrichea; Euplotida; Euplotidae
Source: the annotation of a GenBank genome assembly
UAAAGGAGAUAAAUGGACUCAAGUACCUUCGAGUAUGCUUUAAGAUUACCAAAUUCUUUAUUCAAAACGAAUAGAGAGAAAUUCUUUGCUGCCUUCAAACAGAAGGUGACAGAGCAUGAAAAGGCCCUGAUUGUCUUUAAAGGAAAAGAUGAUCUCCCAGUAGAUGAUACAGAUAUUGAUUACUCUGUCAGACAAGAGAGUUUCUUCUAUUACCUCUUUGGAGUCCAAGAGACUGGAUGCUCGGCAGCUAUCGACAUUACUGAAGAGAAAGUAAUCCUGUUCUACCCCAGAUUUGAUGAGAUUUAUAAACUAUGGAUGAAGGUCUUGUCUCUUGAAGAUGUCCAAGAGCUGUAUCCUGACUUUGAAGUACAUUUUGUAGACGAGAUGGAAGAAUAUGUUAAAGAUUUUUCUCCAUCCCAGAUCUUUAUCAAUAAAGGAGUCAACUCAGACUCAGGGGCUGAAACUAUUUUGCCAAAGUUCAAGUGGCUGGAGGAACACAAGGUAGAAACUGAGCUACUACAUCCAAUUCUUUCUGAAUGUAGAGUUACUAAAAACCCAGAGGAAAUUACAAUCUUAGAAAUUGCUAACAAGAUAUCUUCUGAAGCUCAUUGCUGGACAAUGAAGCACUGUAAACCUGGAGUUAGAGAGAGCUACCUCGAAUCAAAAUUUAAGGCCUAUUGCAUGGAGAAUUACAACUGCAAAAUUGUUCCUUAUGUCUCUAUCUGAGCUUGUGGGCCAAACCCUUCAACCCUCCACUAUGUUGUUAACUCGGAUAUCCUUCCAGAUAAUACAAUGUGCUUGAUUGAUAUGGGGCACCAAGUCCAUUGCUAUGGAGCUGAUAUCACUUGUUGUUACCCUACUAAUGGUAAAUUCACAGAAAAACAAGCUGCUAUCCACAAUUUAGUUGUCAAAGCCAACAGAACUGUACAGAACAUUAUGAAGCCAGGAGUCAACUGGCGUGACAUGCAUCUCCUUGCUGAAAAAAUUACUCUAGAGGGUUUGAAAGAGCUAGGAAUUAUUAAAGAAGAUGUUGACAUUGAAGAAGCUCUAAAUGAAAGAGUAGGUUUUGUAUUCCAACCCCAUGGCUUAGGCCAUCUGAUUGGAUUAGACACACAUGAUGUAGGGGGAUAUCUUCCUAAUACUCCAACAAGAAGCACAAAGUGGGGGCUUAAAAAUCUUAGAACAGCGAGAGAUCUUGAGGAAAACAUGGUUAUCACUGUCGAACCAGGAUGCUAUUUUAUCCCAAGUCUCAUUCAAGAAAGAGCUGUUGACCUUGGCAUUGAUAUUGACAAAUACGUCAAUUUGGACCUGGCAUUAGAAUACAGAAAGGAAGUAGCAGGAGUCAGAAUUGAGGACUGUGUGCUAAUUACAGAAGAUGGAGUUAAAAAUCUUACUCAAGUUCCAAGAACUAUCGAGCAGAUUGAAGCCUGCAUGAGGGGAGAUGACUGGACAGAGCUACCAGAUUUUGAAAUAUAGAAUGGGCAUAAGAUAGGAUUCAAUCAAAAUUUUAUUAAUAG